Porites evermanni is the source of this 2753-nucleotide messenger RNA. NCBI's taxonomy places the organism in Eukaryota, Metazoa, Cnidaria, Anthozoa, Scleractinia, Poritidae. The record is from the annotation of a GenBank genome assembly.
CAUUCCGCAACCGAUAUGUUUGGUGAAUUAGUUUCUUUUUUGUUUUCUCUUCAAAGCUUUCUUUUGGUGAUUAUUCUUAUUGUAACACUCUAUGCCAUUUCUUGCCUUCUGUUCCCUGAUGUUCCUGUUUCUGACUUGGAGAAAAAAGCCGUUCUUAUCACUGGAUGCGACAGUGGUUUUGGUUACGAGCUCGCAAAGAAGCUCGAUUCUCGAGGUUUGCAGGUUUUUGCUGGAUGUCUCACUUCAGAUGGACAAGCUAAGCUGAGAAGUGAGUGUUCUACACGGAUGACCACGUUAGAACUGGAUGUUGUGAAUCAAAGCGAUAUACAGAAGGCUUUAGAAGUUGUCCAAUCACUUCUAUCCUUGAGCGGUACAAACGGUACGUGUCAUAAUUUUCAUUUACCCCCCUUCAACAGAACAAAACAGCUUCUAACGGAACUAUAGAGACAAUGGAUCUGUCAGUUAUUUCAGAAUAGUGCAGUCCGACUCAGCAGUGAUCAUGAAGCUUUGCGUGACCUCUUUAUUUGUGGGGGUUCUGGAAACAAAUAUUUUGCCCCCCUGGGAACAAAGUUGUCUCUGGAAGAUUGAGCAAAUCUUCGCGAAUCCACGCAGCAAAUAUAAGGUGAACAGAACAGUGUUAAUUCCUCGAAAAUCGCAACCUGAUUUGUUGCAAGAAAGGUUUGAUUCGUGGGAGUAAAACGUGUAACAUUGUUAUUUAACUCGUUUUGCAGAAAUUUUGCAAAACAAGUUGAGUGUUUUUGAUGCUAGUUUUAGCGUAUCAUAGUCAUAUUAGACCUCUUUCGCAUCAUAUUUUCUUAUCUUUGGACAAGUGAAUGUGAAUGGUGAGAAAAGGUACGCGCAGAGUCAUUUGAAAGAUCACGAAACAUUGCAAAUUCACAGAUAUUCCACAGACGUGACGUGAAAAUGGCUGGGUUAACAUUGCCAUAUUUGGAUUGGAAAUACUUUAGGUUUGAAAAUUUGGAUGUACCUGUUUCACACGACUGGCCGUGCAUGGAAACGGCACUUGACCUAUGCCAAGAAAGUAAAACUCUAAAAGAACACUAUUUGCUCCCUAAAAAUUGUACUGGCCCCCUUUCUAAGCCUUUAAAAAUUGUGUAGGCUAACUCAACCCUCGAGUUACAUCAAGGUAAGCUUUCUCUGGUGUCAUCCAUUUUUUCCCCUAAUUUCUUGGCAUAAGUAAUAUUGGGCUUAUAACUCCAUGUGAGAAUUUUGUUUUUGUUCUGAGGCUGUUUGCCAGAAUUUUUGACUGAAAUGACCCCCCUCCCCCACCCCCCGCCCCAUCCUCAGGAGUCUAAUGAUGGGCUUAACAGCACAGGACAUGGCACUCACCAUGCCCUAUGGGUCAUCUGUCCACCAUUUUGUCUUGAUAUAACUCAUUUUUUUCGGCUGUUCCACACAGACAGCCUGAUAAUGAUGACUAAAUGAAUGAUUUCUUUCAGGUUUAUGGGCUGUAGUAAAUAAUGCUGGGAUUGCAAUGCUAGGCCCUUUUGAAUGGCAGACCAUAGAAGAAAUGAGGAGAACGGUUGAUGUUAAUCUCUGGGGAAUGGUGUUGGUAACUAAGACCUUUCUACCUUUACUCAAAAGAACGAAGGGCCGUGUUAUUAAUGUUGCCAGUACAUCUGGAAGAGUUGCUAGCCCUGGUGCCAUGGCAUAUUCCAUUUCUAAGUAUGGUGUGGAAGCUUUCUCAGAUUGUUUGCGUAAUGAAAUGAAGCACUUUGGAGUUACAGUUCACAUUAUUGAACCAGGAAACUUUAAAACAAACAUCUCAAGUGUUGAGAAAAACUGCCAGCAGUUAGAAAGGUUGUGGGCAAAACUUGAUAUAGAGACAAAGGAAAGUUAUGGUAAAGGAUAUUAUGACCAAGGUAUAGUGACAAUGCUAUUUAAACUGGUAAUCUUAGUUGAUAUCCAUAUUGAAAAGAACUCACACUUGAUAGAGUUGAUCCCCUCUUCUCCAUGGGUAUAUUCUCCCACAAUACUCAGUGUGAGACAUAACCAUGAAGGACUAUGGCUUAUCUUAUGCACCUUAAAGUGCAAGUUAAACUGAAGAAAUCAGAGUGGCUGAGUGUGGUGAACAAAAUAAUAAUUAUUAGAAUUAAUUUCACACAAUUAUUCCCAGCCACUCAGCUCCAUUCAUUUGCCUAUCUUCAGGGAAUCAGAAUAAUUUUCCAUGGAAUCAGAAGUUUUGUACCUAUGAGGGCCAACUAAAUGCCCCCAUCAUUCGGUGCAAAGUAAAGCUGAAAACUGAGUUACCGGUAACUAAGGUUCAUAUCCAUGCUAGUAGUGUGAAGAUAUUAUUAUAAGAAAUUCACCAUUUUUCUAUCCUGUACUUUCAGCCAUCACUUUCAUUUCCACCAUGUUACCAUUGCUUGGAUCCACGAAAAUCUACAAAGUGGUUAAUGUUAUGGAGCAUGCUAUCACAUCUACUCGGCCAAAAUUAUGGUACAUGAUAGGAUGGGAUGCCAAUCUACUUUGGAGGACUGCUUCUUUUCUACCAUCAGAGAUGCAAGAUUUAGUUUAUUUUUCUUUUCCAAAACCCCAAGGAAUUUCAGAUUGCAAGGAUGAAAGAGAAAGUAAGAUGUAAGAAACAUGGAAGUCUUGACAUUAUUUGACAAAGAGUGACUGCGAUACAACCAUGACAAAACCCUUAAAGACAUUAGAGCAGCAAUGCUUGUAGAGCUAAUGGACAUUUUUCUUGAUUAUGUAUCAUGAGGUCAUCACUUUUCCAUGGAUCU